Messenger RNA from Myodes glareolus (Bank vole), 4368 nucleotides. It is a transcript of the gene Tbl2, whose product is annotated as transducin beta like 2. Gene Ontology annotation, cellular component: endoplasmic reticulum. Lineage: Eukaryota; Metazoa; Chordata; Mammalia; Rodentia; Cricetidae. The record is from RefSeq and is a predicted model, not a curated record. Gene Ontology annotation, biological process: endoplasmic reticulum unfolded protein response. Gene Ontology annotation, molecular function: protein binding.
CCCCUCGUGCGCCGAGACGUGAGGACGCUGGCGUGGUAGGCUGAGGUGGCAGUCCUCCUGCGGCCAUGGAGCUGCCGCAGAUGCCGGAGCUGAUGGGGCUAUCUCUGCUGGUGGGGCUGCUGGCCCUAGUGGCCACGGCGGCGGUGGCCCGGGGCUGGCUGCGGACCGAGGAGGACAAGGCCAGUCCGCCCGUCCGCCAAAAAGCAAACGAAUCCAAGAAGUCAGGAUCCAAGAAGCAGAAACAGAAUCAGCGGGUUCGCAAGGAGAAGCCUCAGCAACAUACCUUCACCCACCGCCUUCUGGCUGCAGCAUUAAAGAGCCAUAGUGGGAAUAUAUCUUGCAUGGACUUCAGUAGCAAUGGCAAGUAUCUGGCCACCUGUGCGGAUGACCGCACUGUCCGAAUCUGGAGCACCAAAGAUUUCCUUCAGCGGGAACAUCGCAGCAUGAGAGCCAAUGUGGAGCUGGACCAUGCCACCUUGGUGCGCUUCAGCCCAGACUGCAGAGCCUUCAUUGUUUGGUUGGCCAAUGGGGACACCCUCCGUGUCUUUAAGAUGACAAAACGAGAAGAUGGGAGCUUUACCUUCACAGCCACCCCAGAGGACUUCCCUAAAAAGCACAAAGCGCCUAUUGUCAACAUUGGCAUUGCUGACACAGGGAAGUUCAUCAUGACAGCCUCCAGUGAUACGACCGUUCUCAUCUGGAAUCUGAAAGGUCAGGUGCUGUCUACAAUCAACACCAACCAGAUGAACAACGCUCACGCUGUUAUCUCCCCAUGUAGCAGGUUUGUGGGUUCGUGUGGCUUCACCCCAGAUGUCAAGGUCUGGGAGAUCUGCUUUGGGAAGAAAGGAGAGUUCCAGGAGGUGCUGCGAGCCUUUGAAUUGAAGGGCCACUCUGCAUCUGUUCAUUUUUUCGCUUUCUCCAACGACUCUCGGAGGAUGGCCUCUGUCUCCAAGGAUGGCACAUGGAAGCUGUGGGACACAGAUGUGGAAUACAAGAAGCAGCAGGACCCCUACUUGCUAAGGACAGGCCGCUUUGAAGAGGCGUGUACCAUGCCUUGCCGCCUGGCGCUCUCCCCUGACACCCAUGUCCUGGCCUUGGCCUCUGGCACCAGUAUUCAUCUCUUCAACACGAGGCGUGGGGAGAAGGAGGAGUGCUUCGAGAGUGUCCACGGGGAAUGUAUUGCUGACUUGACUUUUGACAUCACUGGCCGCUUCCUGGCCUCCUGUGGGGACCGUGCAGUGCGGCUCUUCCACAACACCCCUGGCCACCGGGCUGUGGUUGAGGAGAUGCAGGGUCUCCUGAAGCGGGCAUCCAGUGAGAGCACCCGCCAGAGGCUGCAGCAACAGCUGACCCAGGCCCAGGAGGCCCUAAAGAGCCUGGGUGCCCUGAAGAAGUGACUCUGGCUCUGGAUGGAUCUGGCUGCCUGCCACCAUGGUUGCUACUCUAUUCCCAGCUGUCCCUGGGGUAGAGACCUGGAGGAACCUCCCAAUUUUCUUCCUGUUGGCCUCCACUUUUUCCCAUUGAAGCUAUUCUUGCAUACUUAGAUCUCUCUCUCUCUCUUUUUGUUUGACUCCUCCCAUACUGAAAGGUGCUGUUUUCUCACAAGCCCAAGGGUGGAGUCUAUCUUCACCCAGCACUGAGAAGAGGGGUAGAAAGAAGAGAGACAGAGAGAGCAAAGCCUUUUACUGUGUGGCAAAAGACCCUGACACCCAAUGAAGUUUGUGAGUGAAUGUCAAGGUAAAACCUGAGGGACACCAGAGAGUAAGGUACAGAAUGUGUUUUAUAAUGCUGCAAGGUGAGUCUCCACCUGGACCAGGCUCCUGUUACCAGUAAGAAAUAAUUAAGGGGUGGUGUUUGUGUUGGCCUAUAAACUAGGCAUUCUACAGGCAAAGGCAGGAGGAUCAGGGGUUCAAGUCCUGCUUGGACUACAUAGUGAAUUCCAGGACUUCCUGGGCUCCAUAUGGAGAGAGACCUUGACUAGAGAUUUUUUUGCUCCAGGCUUCAGUUUUCUUAUUUGUAAAAUGGGGAACGAUGCUCUCUGUGGCCUUCUUGAAAAGAUGUUGUAAGGCUAAGAGCAUUCCAAAGCUUUCACACAUGUAGCAUAACAGUGCUGUCCAACAUCAUUAUCUGUCAGGUAAAUUUUGGACUCAAACUGUGGUCUGAAACCCAGUCAGAAAGAAACACAGCCCUUGAGAGGGCCAGUCUUCUGAAACUAGGCUUGCUCAUUCAUCUUGGAUGCAUAUGGUGGUUUGGUUCAUGUGCCUUGAGAAGUAAUGCAAUCUUAACAUGGCAACUCCUCUAUUGGAGACCUCUUGGGCUCAUCACUUUGGUGUCUGCUUCAUAGAACCUAAAGACUGGUGACUGUGAAGUGCUUUUUGUUAAUUCACAGCUACAGGGGAUGUAGGCAUGGGGCUUGACAGUAAUGAAUUUAGGACUAUAAUGGGGAUGAAAUGUAAUAUAUCGAAUGAGAGAUUGGUCUCAGACAUAUGAAUUUGAAUACUGCUUGGAUCCAAGGAGUGUGGAAAAUGUCAGUGAUCUAGGAAGACUUGACUCUAGCAAAAAGUAUCCAUCCCAUUUAGUUUUGAUCUUUUGCUUAAAAGUAGGUCCUCUUCCAGCCAUCCUCAAUGCUACAGAUGUUGGAAUAAGGCACAACCCUGAAGUUGACCUUGAUGGCUGCCUUGUCGCCACCCUCUCCUUCCACCACCACCACUAUAUCCAGAUGCCCUGCAGCAUCUGCUGUCUCCCCAUCUCUUCUGUUACUAUCCUGGUCUUAGACACUGUAACGCACUAUAUGUAUAGUACUUCUCUUUCCAACCACAUUACUUCAAGUCACUCUUCUACAUAGUUUAGCCAGCUUUUGAAAAACAUAAAACAGGUUGUGCCAUUCCCCAGUUAAAAACCCUUCAGAGGCUUCUCUCUACUCUUAAGACUAAAAACCCUGAACUCUCUGUGCCUUGCGUAAUGUAGUGAAGUUUAGCCCCUCCUGUGGUCUUCUUUGGCAAAGGUCGCGUCCACCCCAUUCUUUCUGUUUCUUUACUAACCCAAGCAGUUCACAGGUUCCAGGUAUGGGCUGGUCCCUCUUGUUUGUUGCAAGCAUUUUUCCUUUCUGUUGGCAGACUUGUCAAUGUGAUUCAGUCCUUGGUAACUUUGAUUUCAAACAGUUGCCUCCUCAAACACUCCAUCCGAAGUAGCCCUUUCCACCAAUCCCGUCCUGUUGUUUACGUUGGUGCUUUUCUUUCUUUUGUAUGAAUUGAUGAUUUCUAAAACCAUCUUGUUUGAUGUGUAUUUGCUCCAGUGCCGUAACAAGGGCAGUCGUGUGUGUAGCAAAGGUAGGAAUUAGGUGGGUUGCCUGGCUGUGAGACGGGAGGAAAUGGUAGAGACUGCAGUGAGCUAGUAAGCAUGUGCCCUGAAUGCACAGUGGUUGGUAACUGCUAUGUAUUGUUUAAUCCCCCAAAGUUGCCAGUUUCAGAGAAGUUAGAUGUUAGCGCCUUACUCUGAAAUGAGGCACCAUUGUGAAUUGCACCUAACACUGAUAGGAAAAUCAGCUCACCAGUCUCAUUGGCUCUUAAGGAUUGUUCCUUGCUUUUCAUUUUGCAGGCCUGGGCAUGGAACCCAGAGCCUCCUGAAGGGUAGACAAUCAUUCCGCUGCUGAAUCAUGCCUCAGCCCUCACUAGGAGAGGCUAGACAGUGGCUCUCCUGCUCAGCCGCAGCCACAGCCCCUCACUGGGAGAUUCUAGGCAAAGGUUCUCCUUAGCCACAGCUACAGCCUCUCACUGGGCAAAUGUUCUGCUACUGAGCCUCCAGCACUAGUUUGUGAAUUGCUGAAGAAUGUAUUGGAACACGAGCUUCACAAAGACAGGACCCUUGUUUGCCUGCUUUGUUCUGGGUCCCAAGUCAAGACGCUGGGACAGAAUAAGCUCUCAAUAAAUAGAACUCAGACUAGAAGUAAUUGACAGAAAAAUUGAUAUUCUUUUGUUUUUCUGCACUCCACUCUCCACUGUGGAUUCAGGUUUCUGCUGAGAUCAGCCAUAUUGAGGCCUGUAUGGUCACACCCAGGUUUGGGUUUCUGAACACACAGCUUUGCCUCGUGCUGUAUGUGCAUGUGGGGUCUGGUAGAUGUCUCCUUUGGCUGUCAGAAGCAGUAUAAAAGGCUUUCACUUGCUUUUGAAUGUCUGUUUUGAGAAGUAACGGGUGUCAUGACUACGGAGGGAAGGUAGGGAAACCAAGAAUGCUGAGCCACUGAAGUCAGAAGUCUGUUCCAGAAUCAGCCAAGUCAGUGACGUGUGACCUGGAGUGGGGUGAUCACAGAGGCUGCCUGAGUUUGUCUCCUCAUCUGUAAAAUGGGAAUAAAUGCUGUCCUGUCUACCA